This is a messenger RNA of Aspergillus steynii IBT 23096, 1600 nucleotides long. RefSeq names its product proline iminopeptidase. The transcript has 9 exons. Gene Ontology annotation, molecular function: peptidase activity. The record is from RefSeq and is a predicted model, not a curated record. Bases 59 to 1402 code for a protein of 447 amino acids. Lineage: Eukaryota; Fungi; Ascomycota; Eurotiomycetes; Eurotiales; Aspergillaceae. Gene Ontology annotation, biological process: proteolysis.
UCUCCAUCCUUGUACCUCUCACAUCCAAACUGAACUUGGAUCAUAGCCAAACGCAAGGAUGGCUGCCAAGUUGGUCGAUCGACGGAUUCAUAGCAUCCCGGGCAAGCUUCGAGUGGCGGAAUUGUUCUUCGACGUUCCCCUGAAUCACAGCCAGCCGAACGAUGGAACCUUAAGGCUGUUUGCUCGCAGCGUUCGUCGUCAUAACAAGCCCGUUCAACCGACCAAGGAUGAGCCUCGCCUUCCGUGGCUGGUCUACCUUCAAGGGGGCCCCGGAAUGGGAUGUCGACCCCCACAGGAGUACGGCUGGAUCGGAACCGCCCUGGAAAAGGGCUAUCAAGUCCUCUUCCUAGACCAGCGUGGCACGGGUCUCAGCUCCACCAUCACGGCUGGCACCCUUGCCUUGCAGGGCAACGCAAUCAAACAAGCCGAGUACUUGAAGCAUUUCCGUGCCGACAAUAUCGUCCGGGACUGCGAGGCGGUUCGGCGUUGCCUUACUACCGACUAUCCCGAAGAGGAGCGCAAAUGGAGCAUCAUCGGACAAAGCUUCGGUGGUUUCUGUGCGGUGACUUACCUCUCCUUGUUCCCCGAGGGCCUGCGUGAAGCUUACCUUUGUGGUGGACUUCCCCCCUUGGUCGACGGACCGGAUCCUGUCUACGCGCUCACCUUCGAAAAGGUAAUCGAGAGGAACAAGGCAUACUAUGCUAAAUUCCCCGAAGAUGUCGACCGGGUCAAGCAAAUUGUCAAGUAUCUGCAGGACAACCAGGUGGCUGUGCCAUCUGGCACGCUCACCCCAGAGCGGUUCCAACAAUUGGGUAUUAUGUUUGGCAUGCAUGGGGGACUUGACAGCAUCCAUGAUCUCGUGCUGCGUGCUUCCCACGACUUGGAACUGUUUGGCUUCUUGACCGUUCCCACACUCAACGCAAUCGACAGUUAUGGAGGCUUUGACAGCAACAUCAUCUACGCCAUUCUCCACGAAGCCAUUUACUGCCAAGGACAACCCUCGAACUGGUCUUCUGACAGAUACCGUGCCGCCAACUCCCAGUUCCACAUCAACACCGAUCUGCCAGAAAUCUGGUUCACCGGUGAAAUGGUGUUCAAGGACAUGUUCGACUCCUACGACGAGUUAAACAAAGUCAAGGAAGCAGCCGACAUUCUCGCUACCACGAACGACUGGCCCGCCCUCUACGACGAGGAGAAGCUGGCGCAGAACACCGUCCCCGUCUACGCCGCGUCCUACGUGGAAGACAUGUAUGUGCAUUUCCACCACGCCUCUAACACGGCCGCGAAGAUCGAGGGCAUUAAGCAGUUCAUCACGAACACCAUGUACCACAACGCCAUCCGUAGCAAGCCGGAUGAGCUACUGCAGCAGCUUUUCGCGCUCAGGGAUGACACUCUUGAUUAGGCUGCCCCGCUUCCGUUCUUACGCUUUCCAUGGGCGCUGUGUUAUUUAUUCAUCUCUGGAGCUCUAUUUUUGUCUUUUGGUGGUUUAUCUUUUAGUAACACUUCAUGCCCCCGGGACUGCCAAUACAUGAAGCAGAGAUGGUAUCAGUCUAUUUCUAAAUAGCGUAUUUAGUAUAACCCAUCUCCAAUUGAGUAAAUC